UUUUCGUCCUCUAUCAGAGUGCUUUGCCUGGCUGGAGAGCAGAGAAAACAGAGAUUCUCCUCACCUGCUCCCUUCACCCCCCCCUUUCUCCUCCAUGUGUACCUGCAGCACUAGACUGCACUGCAUCAUGGGUGCUGCUGAGGCCAUGCCAAAACCCAAUUUGGAUUGUGUCCAGCGCUUCAUUGGAAA
Messenger RNA from Xyrichtys novacula (pearly razorfish), 189 nucleotides. Lineage: Eukaryota; Metazoa; Chordata; Actinopteri; Labriformes; Labridae. The record is from the annotation of a GenBank genome assembly.